Molecule: messenger RNA, 816 nt
Organism: Diversispora eburnea
Lineage: Eukaryota; Fungi; Glomeromycota; Glomeromycetes; Diversisporales; Diversisporaceae
Source: the annotation of a GenBank genome assembly
AUGAUUUGCGGAAAACUUGAAGUUAUAGUUGCUAGCGCCAAGAACUUGAGAGCUUCUGAUUAUGUUGACGAUGAACAUAAACAAAAGACAAAGGUUAUUGAUGGAGGUGGAGCCAAUCCGACUUGGGAUCAUUCGUUCAAUUUCAAUCUCAACGAAGGACAUAAUAAUCUUUACUUGCAAGUGUUUGAUAGUGAUGCUGGAGCAGCAUCUGGUGACGAUUUUAUAGGUGGAACCACAAUACCAUUAGAACACUUGUUUAAAUCUGGAAUUGUUGAUGAAUGGUAUCCUCUCUUUGGAGAUAAUUCUAGUGAAACUGGAUCUAUUCAUUUGAAAAUGAAAUUCAGAGUUUCAGAAUUUAGCAAUCUCGGACCAGAAGCAGGUCCUAUGCCAACAGGAUAUGGUUUAGGUGCACCACCUCCAAUGCCUCCUCCAACCGAUAGUCAUCAUCAACCACCACCAUCACAGCAACACUCAGGUACUACUCCAUUUCCUAGUAUUCAUAAAGAACAUAAAGAAAGUAGAGAUACUAAAGAACAUAAAGAUUCUAAAGAACAUGAAAAACAUGAUAAUGAUUGGAUGAAACAUGAAAAAGACGACCACGAAAAGCGUGAUAAACAUGAAAAAGGUGAAAAGAAGGAUAAAGAUCAUAAGGACAAGGAUAAAGAUCAUAAGGACAAGGAGAAAAAAGAUAAAGAUCAUAAAAAAGAUAAAGAUCAUAAGGAUAAAGAUCAUAAGGAUAAAGAUCAUAAGGACAAGGAUAAAAAGGAUAAAGAUAAAAAGGAUAAAGAUAAAAAGGAUAAGAAGGAUAAACAUUAA